AUGGGGGAAAGCAAUGUGACCAGAAUUUCCACAAUCCAUCUCUUAGGAUUUCAGACCCCACACAAUGUUAAAUGUUUGGUGUUUUUUAUUUUGCUUAUGCUUUAUUGUGUUACACUUUGUGGAAACCUCCUGAUUAUCUCAUUGGUGUCCUACAGUAAAACCCUCCAGUCUCCCAUGUACAUCUUCCUCUCCCAGCUCGCUAUGUCAGAUAUCAUACAGGCAACUGAUAUUCUUCCUAACACGUUCCGAACAGUUUUGAUGAACGAUACCAUUAUGUCGUUUUCUGAUUGCCUCUCCCAGUUUUAUUUCUGUUGUGCUAUGUUAAUAUUGGAGUGUCUCCUUCUAACUGAUAUGUCUUAUGACAGAUAUUUGGCCAUCUGUAAACCAUUACAUUAUAGUUUGAUAAUGAACCCCCGCUGUUGCUGUAUUUUGAUUAUUACAUGUUGGACGUUAAGUUUUGUAAUGGUGGUGGUGCAUACUUUUAAUAUAUCUCAAUUGCAAUUUUGUGGUCCCAACAUUAUUGACCACUAUUUUUGUGACCUUGUUCCAGUUCUUAAGCUUUCCUGUUCCAGUACUGCAAUUAUUGAACUAGAAGCAACGUUGAUAACUUUUUUCUUUGGUGUCAUUCCAUUUUUCAUUAUCAUUGUAUCUUAUAUUAUUAUCAUAGUCACCAUUCUUAAAAUCCCAUCUAUUACUGGAAGGAAGCAGGUUUUCUCUACAUGUAGUUCCCACCUGACUGUUGUCUGUGUCUAUUAUGGAAACCUAGCCUUUGUUUAUUUGGUACCCAGUGGAGGACAGGUACCCAGUGGAGGACAGUCGGAGAACAUUACUAAGUACUUAUCACUGUCCUAUACUGUAGUCACUCCACUGGUAAAUCCUCUUAUAUACACUUUAAGGAAUAAAGACCUGAAAAAAGUCUUGAACAGUUCCUUUUACAAACUUUGGUUUAUGAAUGUUAUUAGAAACAAAAAUUGCUCUUAA
Molecule: messenger RNA, 981 nt
Organism: Staurois parvus
Lineage: Eukaryota; Metazoa; Chordata; Amphibia; Anura; Ranidae
Source: the annotation of a GenBank genome assembly